This is a messenger RNA of Octodon degus (degu), 5579 nucleotides long. RefSeq names its product nuclear factor of activated T cells 3 (gene Nfatc3). The coding region runs from base 267 to 3470 and encodes 1067 amino acids. Gene Ontology annotation, biological process: calcineurin-NFAT signaling cascade; cytokine production; regulation of transcription by RNA polymerase II. Gene Ontology annotation, molecular function: DNA-binding transcription factor activity, RNA polymerase II-specific; RNA polymerase II cis-regulatory region sequence-specific DNA binding; transcription factor binding. Gene Ontology annotation, cellular component: transcription regulator complex. The transcript has 10 exons. NCBI's taxonomy places the organism in Eukaryota, Metazoa, Chordata, Mammalia, Rodentia, Octodontidae. The record is from RefSeq and is a predicted model, not a curated record.
GGGGAAAGGGGGGCGAGGGACCUUGGCUAAGGCGACGGUGGCAGCUUAGGCACCCGAGGCUGGCGGUAGUGGCGGCUCCUUGUGCGGCUCGGCCAACUUUUUAGUUUGAAACGGAACGGAACGGAACGCUGGGCGUCGCGGGCCCCGCCCGGAAAGUUUGCUGAGGAGCCACGACCUCUUGGCCGGCGCGGCCCGGCAUGAAGCGGCGCUGAGGAGUCUCCUCCGCCGCCGCCGCUUGAGGAGCUGCAGUACCUCGGACCACGCCGAUGACUACUGCAAACUGUGGCGCCCACGACGAGCUCGACUUUAAACUCGUCUUUGGCGAGGACGGGGCGCCGCCACCGCCGCCCCCGGGCUCGCGGCCUGCAGAUCUUGAGACAGAUGAUUGUGCAUCCAUUUUCAUCCUUAAUGUAGAUCCACCUCCAUCUACUUUAAACUCAUCGCUUUGCUUACCACAUCAUGGAUUACCGUCUCACUCUUCUGUUUUGUCACCAUCGUUUCAGCUCCAAGGUCACAAGAACUAUGAAGGAACUGUUGAUGUUCCUGAAUCUAAAUAUAGCCCAUUAGGUGGUCCCAAGCCCUUUGAAUGCCCAAGUAUUCAAAUUACAUCUAUUUCACCUAACUGUCAUCAAGAAACAGAUGCAUGUGAAGAUGAUCUACAUAUAACUGACCCAGAAGGGGAAUAUUUGGAGAGGCCUUCUAGAGAUCAUCUCUAUCUUCCUCUUGAGCCGUCCUACCGGGAGUCUUCCCUUAGUCCUAGUCCUGCCAGCAGCAUCUCUUCUAGGAGCUGGUUUUCAGAUGCUUCUUCUUGUGAAUCUCUUUCACACAUUUAUGAUGAUGUGGACUCGGAGUUGAAUGAAGCUGCUGCCCGAUUUACUCUUGGAUCCCCUCUGACUUCUCCAGGUGGCUCACCAGGGGGCUGCCCUGGAGAAGAGUCCUGGCAUCAACAGUAUGGACUUGGGCAUUCCUUGUCACCCAGGCAAUCGCCUUGCCACUCUCCUAGAUCCAGUAUCACUGAUGAGAAUUGGCUGAGCCCCAGGCCAGCUUCAGGUCCUUCAUCAAGGCCUACCUCCCCCUGUGGGAAACGGCGGCACUCCAGUGCUGAAGUUUGUUAUGCCGGGCCUCUUUCACCCCAUCACUCACCUGUUCCUUCUCCUGGUCACUCCCCUAGGGGAAGUGUAACAGAAGAUACCUGGCUCAAUGUCUCUGUCCACAGUGGGUCAAGCCUUGGCCCUGCACUUUUUCCCUUUCAAUACUGUGUAGAAACUGAUAUCCCUCUGAAAACAAGGAAGACAUCUGAAGAUCAAGCUGCCAUACUACCAGGAAAAUUAGAGCUCUGUUCAGAUGAUCAAGGGAGUGUAUCACCAUCUCGGGAGACUUCAAUAGAUGAUGGCCUUGGAUCUCAGUAUCCUUUAAAGAAAGAUUCAUCUGGUGACCAAUUUCUUUCAGUUCCUUCACCCUUUACUUGGAACAAACCAAAGCCUGGCCAUACCCCAAUAUUUCGCACAUCUUCAUUGCCUCCAUUAGACUGGCCUUUACCAACUCACUUUGGACAAUGUGAACUGAAAAUAGAAGUACAACCUAAAACACAUCAUCGAGCCCAUUAUGAAACUGAAGGUAGCCGAGGGGCAGUAAAAGCAUCUACUGGGGGCCAUCCUGUUGUGAAGCUCCUGGGCUAUAGUGAAAAGCCGAUAAAUCUACAGAUGUUUAUUGGAACAGCAGAUGAUCGAUAUUUACGACCUCAUGCAUUUUACCAGGUGCAUCGAAUCACUGGAAAGACAGUUGCCACUGCAAGCCAAGAAAUAAUAAUUGCCAGCACAAAAGUUCUAGAAAUUCCACUUCUUCCUGAAAAUAAUAUGUCAGCCAGUAUUGACUGUGCAGGUAUUUUGAAACUCCGCAAUUCUGAUAUAGAACUUCGAAAAGGAGAAACUGAUAUUGGCAGAAAGAAUACUAGAGUACGACUUGUAUUUCGUGUACACAUCCCACAGCCCAGUGGAAAAGUUCUUUCUCUACAGAUAGCUUCUAUACCUGUUGAGUGCUCCCAGCGGUCUGCUCAAGAACUUCCUCAUAUUGAGAAGUACAGUAUCAGCAGCUGCCCUGUAAAUGGAGGCCAUGAAAUGAUUGUGACUGGAUCUAAUUUUCUUCCAGAAUCCAAAAUCAUUUUUCUUGAAAAAGGCCAAGAUUUCCUAAUUGUCAUUUGUACCCUGGAUUUUGUUGUAAAUGUCAAAUUCUCCAGUGAAGCUCACAUUGUCCUUGAAGUUCCUCCCUAUCAUAACCCAGCAGUUACAGCUGCAGUGCAGGUGCACUUUUAUCUUUGCAAUGGCAAGAGGAAAAAAAGCCAGUCUCAACGUUUUACUUACACACCAGUUUUGAUGAAGCAAGAACACAGAGAAGAAAUUGAUUUGUCUUCAGUUCCACCUUUACCUGUGCCUCAUUCUGCCCAGACUCAGAGGUCUUCCUCAGAUCCAGGGCACCCACAUGACAAUGUCCUGUCAGCACAGAGAAGCUUGAUUUGUCCUGUCCAGCAACCAUAUGCAUCCUUGGUAACCUCAUCUCAUUUACCACAGUUGCAGUGUAGGGAUGAGGGUACUGGUAAAGAACAACAUAUAACACCUUCAGUAGUACACCAGCCUUUUCAAGUUACACCAACCUCUCCGGUGGGGUCUUCCUAUCAGCCUAUGCAAAGUAAUGUGUAUAAUGGACCAACUUGUCUUCCUGUUAAUGCUGCCUCUAGUCAAGAAUUUGAUCCAGUUUUGUUUCAGCAGGAUACAGCUUUUCCUAGUUUAGUAAAUCUUGGUUGUCAACCACUGUCAUCUGUUCCAUUUCAUUCUUCAAAUUCAGGCUCAGCAGGACAUCUCUUAGCACAUACACCUCAUUCUGUGCAAACCUCACCUAAUCUGCAAUUAAUGGGAUACCGUUGUUCAAACACAGGACAGAGAUCUCUUUCUUCUCCAGUGGCCGACCAGGUCGGAGGUCAGCUUUCCCCUCAGUUGCAACUUAUUACUUAUGGUCCUUCACAUUCAGGAUCUGCUGCAACAGUUUCCCCAACAGCUCCUCAUCCCCUGGCUAGUUCUCCACUUUCUGGGCCACCAUCCCCUCAACUACAGUCCAUGCCUUACCAAUCUCCUAGCUCAGGAACUGCUUCAUCGCCAUCUCUAGCCACCAGAAUGCAUUCUGGACAGCGCUUGACUCAAGCACAAAGUACAGACCAAGGAGGUCUUUCUGCACCUUCGUCCUUAAUAUGUCACAGUUUGUGUGAUCCAGCAUCAUUUUCCCCUGACGGGACAACUGUGAGCAUUAAACCUGAACCUGAAGAUCGAGAACCCAACUUUGCAACCAUUGGUCUACAGGACAUCACUUUAGACGAUGUGAACGAGAUAAUUGGAAGAGAUAUGUCCCAGGUGUCUGUUUCCCAAGGCCCACAAAUUAGCAGAGAGACUCCUCACCUGGGUCCCGAGUCCCUGGAUUGAAGAUCUGACCAGCUCUGACAGUGCUUACUGCAGCCUUGUGUCCACCACCAACUUCUCAGCAUGUUUCUCUUUUGGACCUUGAAUUUCCAAUUCUUUCGCCUUCAGGACCGAUGCCAGGGAGUGGACUCAGGGUUUGUGGAGAGUGGCAUUCCUCCACCUCUGGCCUUGGUUAGAUUUUGUAAAAGAAUCAGAGCAGCAUGGGCUGUUGAGCUGUGGAAAAAUGAGCUUUGCAUUUUUGUAUAUUUAAAUAGGAUACUUUUAUAUGAUGGGUGCUUCGAGUGUGAAUGCAGCAGGUUCUCCUUUUCAGAGCUGUUGCUUUUGCAAAUGACUUGGUUGUGUAGCUAGGAUUGGUGAUUUAUAUUUUCUGGUCAUUUGAAGGGCCCUUUAGUUUUGAUACCUUAAAAAUAGGAACUUUUGAUAAAACCUUCUAGAGGCAAGUGGGGGAAAAAUUAUCCUAAGCCCGUAACUAUGCCUCAGAAACUCAGCAUGUAUCCUGAAGCCAUAGAUUUAUAGGAAAUAAAGCCAAAUAUAGCUCAUACUCUUCAUAAAAGUAAAUUGUUAGGUAAAACAAGAAGAGACCAUUCCAUCAUUGAAGUGUUGGAAUAUAAAGACAUUCCAGAGCAUAGCCUUUUUAUAACUUUCUAGGUCAUCUUCCUGCAGUCUCUCCUUACUGGCUCCAUAUUGAAACUAUUUUUCUUUCAAGAGUGUAAGAUGGCUACUUGCAAGGUGACUUUGAAAGCAGUUAUGAAGCAGUCUUACUUGGAAACUUCUAUGUUUUUGCCAUCCUAAAAACUAGUGCUCUAUUUGGCCCCAAAUUCUUUUCCAGGUAGAACAUCUUCCUUUGGGGGUUCUGUUACCUUUGAAGCAGGUCUCCUGAUGGCUCAGGCAGCUGCGCAGUUGUGACUGUGCUGGAGGCCAACCCAGCUGUAUCAGGAGCUAAACACAAUGAGCUGUAAAUCAGGAUGGGCAGAGAACAUGCAAGAUUCCAGAUGGGAAGCCUUACCUCCCAUUCUGUUUACAGCUCGAAAUCAUUCUGGCCUACCCCAUCCCAUGUGUAUGACCUAAACACCAGCUUCUCCAGAAAGCACUAAAGUAUGUCUAAAAUGAGGUGGCAUCAUAGAUCUUAUGCUCCACACCAAAGAUGCCCUGGUGCUGCUGCAAGUGACUGGCAUCCAAGGCAGGGUCCAGCAGAAACUCCAGCCUAUCUACCAAAGGUGUGCCCAAAUUGGGUACUUUUUCCAAAUCCCACCCUUAAACCUGCCUCCAGUGGGAUUUGUUACUCGUUUCUAGGCAUAUUUCAAAAGUCCUGAAGUUUGUAGUAUACCUUUUAAAUGAAAUAAACUUCUAUUCAGGAAGCAAAUGUGUUGAGUGCCUACACCUGAGAGUGUGUUGGGCUGGUUGAAGACUUGAUGUUAUUCAAGUGGAUUGUGGACCUUGGGUGCCAGGACAUUUUCUUCUAAGGUCAAGUCAGGCCUGAACAAAGAGCUGAUGUGUUGGUCACCACUUCUACUCAGCAACAUAGGAGCUGUUAGUCUGUAUGAAGCAUGGCUUUUUUUUUUUUUAAAAAGCCCAUUUUAGAUUUCUCCCAUCAAAAUAGAGAACAGUAUUAUUCAACAAAUCACUAUAGCCCCUCUUAGAGGUGGGUGUUUCAAAUUUUCUUGGAAAGUGGAUUAUGUGUCUCAAGAGUGGGUAGUCAGAUUUGCUUCAGGGCCUUGGUUGGAAGCCCACAGCUUCCUUCAGAAGGGUAGGAGGCUGGACUCUCAGGUAAAGUUCAGAGACAUGGCCAGAGUUGCUUCUACCCUCUUGCCCCUAAAGUAGCUGCCUCACAUAGGGUCCUGCAAGACCCUCAAGAAUAAAAGCCUCUAUGAUCCAGAGUUGCUAUGCACCAAAUUAUGAUGCCUUUUAAAUACCUUGAUGCCUGUAGCACUAGAAAUGCUUUCCUAUUUAAAAUAAAGGUUAAAUUUUAAAAUAGAGCUUUGUAUACUAUGUAAGCCAUUUUAUAUUAGCUUUGUAAAAGCUUUCAUGUAAGAGUCAGUAUUUUUUGGCCUUGUAGAUAAGGAGUUCAAUUUUUUGUGCAACAGAGUGGUAUUAAAGUACACAUCCACUGGA